UUAAUAUAAAAAGGAGAAAUUAUUUAAUGGAUGCUAUGUUUGAUAAAAUGCAAAUGGACUAUGUAGGAGAGCUCACAAAAUCAUUUCCCUUCAAAUUUUCGACCACAAGCCUUGGUUUAUCUGUUCAUAAAGUUCAUUUACACUUUAUACAAGAUGUAAUGCUUCCAGAUGAUUUAACAAAUGUAAAUGAUGAAUAUCCUAGUGUCAGAGCAAGAUAUGAUUUGACUAACACUACGUUAUGCGCUUCUGCAGACCUUGUUAUAGACAAGGUUUUAAUGAACGGCCUUGUAAAAUUUCAAAAUAAAAAUUUUGGUAGUAAUGAAAAAUUAAAAAGUUUUGAACGACCUUUAAAACUUGUCGAAUCUGGUGCUAAUUUAGAUGUUAAUUCACUAAGAUUAAAUGUACGUUUUGUUACUGGGUCAAAUUCCAUUGGUAUUUUUGGAAUUCCAGAGAAUAUACAUCAAUUCAAAGAACCUGGAUUUCUUUCAUCUGAACAGUUAAAUAACGGUCCUGUUGUCUUAAAUAUUUCGUUAGAAAAACUUAAAUUAAAAUGGACCGGUUGCAUGAAAUCCAAUAAUUUUUCAAUUGAUUUGGAGAAUGUUUUUAGUUGUUUUAUUAAUCAAUCGCCUGAAAUUUUAACUGGAGCUAUAUACUGGUGGCUUGUAUUUGCUGAGGAUCUUUCAAGUUUAUUGAAGAAAUUUGAGUCACAUCGAAUUCGGCAAAUGCAAUUAUUAGUUCAUGAAAUUGCAAAAUACUCUAAAGAAGUAACUAGUGAUCCACAAUACUUAGCAACACCUUCUCACGUGCUUCGAUUAAGCGCGAAAAAUCUAAAAAAUGAUGAUGGAUGGAAAAUACUUGGUCGUCUCAGAUAUGUUAAGAAGCAAAUGAAUUUAGAUCAACUUGAAAAAUUGCAAGGAAUUUUGAAUUCUUCUGAUUAUCCAUCUGUGAAUCAAAAUGAUAUGUAUGAGCAGGUGGUACAUGUUUUCUCACUGUGGAGGCAUUGGGAAAUGGAUAAUUUGUCAACUUGUCGACUUUUUACUGAUCUUUUCCAGCAACCAACAAAGGAUUCAAGUUCAUUGAAUGACUCUGUUGAAAUUAUUUUCCAAUUAGUAAAGGCAUCAUUUAAUCGUUUCAAAUUAAGAGUUGGAAAUGUUGCAGUGUCAGUAUGGGAAUCACAACGCGAAAAUUCUAUAGUCUUAGGGCCCAUAGUGCUCGAUUGUGAGACCACAUACCACGAAGAUAGUUUAUCAUCUUUCGAAGCUAUUCGAUCAAACACAGAACCUGGAUCAUUUAGUACAACUUCAGGGCAAUCACAAGUUUUAAAUCCAAUAUCUGCUGGAGAUUUGAAUAUUGUUCUUCGAUUUGGCGUGGAACAGAUUGGUAUAGAUGUGAAUCCGGAUAUGCUAGCUUUUGCAAAACAUUGGCUUAAGGUGCAUCGAACCUUCAGAUCCAAAUUUGAAUCUUUGUCAAGUAAGGAACAACCAUCGACUUCGAUUGAAGGUAUCGCUUCUUCGUCAAAUGUUCAUAAGCAUAAGAAAUCUGGAUCAGUUGCUAGUAUGAACGAAAUAAAGCUUGUCAAGCUUAACGAUGGGAAACCAAAAGAUACACUUCAAGUUAAAGAUUUAUUAUCGCGACUAAAUAUCUAUAUUCAAGGGAUAAUGAUCAUUAGGAAAAUUUCAUUAACGGCUUCUGCCCAAAAAUUAAUCGCAUGUACCCAAUUAAGCAAUAUUAGUAUUUCAGUUUGGUUACAUAAUCCAAAAGCUUUGAGUCCUUCUGAAAAGUCAGAACUGGAAAGUAUGUCAGUUAACAAAAGCACCGCACAUCCAGGAUCGAAAGCAAGUGGCGGUAAAGGUUCAAAAAGUUUGAUAUUUUCAGUUGUUGGAGGAAUCAAAAAUAUUUCAAUCAAUAUUAUAGAAAAGGCAUCCAGUUCUUCUAGCCAAAAUACUUUAUUAUCUAUUGAAUUUACGCGUGUAGAUUCUAGUAUAGCUCUCAGUUCCCCAGCUCUUGGUCGUCCAAAGAGCAAAAUAGAUGUAGAAUUACUUAAAGUACUAAACAUUUUUUUGACGCUUCAAUCAAUUUCUAUCAAAUUACCACAAAGUCUUCUCAAACUUUAUCACUUUGUUGAAGAAUGGCGAGAGGAAAAUUUACCUAGUUAUGACUUUUUAUAUAAAAACUUAAAAGAUGAACUUGAAGAACAACGAAAAAUACUUAGACCUCCAACACCACAUAAUAUUCGUUUUGCUGAAAAGAAUGAGAAAAAAAAUAUUUUUGAUAUUAAAUUUCAAUUUUUGCUGAAAAAAGUUGUUUUACAAACUCAUUUGCUUCCAUCUUUGCGAUUUCAUUAUGAUGCGUGGGAUUUUCUCAUGAUUUUGGAACAGAAAAAUUCCCCAUUUGGUGGAAAUUUGAUAAAAUAUUUUGGUCAAUUGGCAAAACAAGAGAUUCACUUUGUGACUCGUCAAAAAAAUCAGAAUAAAUCAAGUCAAAAUGAAAAGCCCAUUCUGGAGGAACAAGAUGAUCAAUUACAAAAAAGUAUAUUUACUAUACCAGCUAUAAGAGCAACUGGAAAAAUAAAACCGUUUGAACCUAAUAAAACCACUAGCAUAAUCAUCAAAAAGAACACUAGUCCUGUUGGAUCCACGUCUAAUAUAUCGUUGGGGUCCACAUCGAGUAUUAUUCCAAAACAUUUAAAGUUGGAGUCAACAGUUACUUUAGAUUUUGUGCAAUUGAGUUUAAACGUGAAUAUAAUUGACAAUUUAUUAACAGCACAAUCACUCCUUGGAAAUGAGUUUAAUGAUGUUCUAGAUGUCUUUGUUUUUUCGUCAAAAAAACUAAAGGCACGUGGGGUUGCCUCCAAAGACAAGAGUUCCUCUUCAGUACAAAUGGAUCCACAUAAACAAGACAAAUUAUACUAUAAUCUCAAAAUAUCUCUUCGAGGCUUAAGAAUAUCAGCUGAGAGUCCUACCGCAGUUGGAUUGUUUGAGACAAACAUUCUAAAUGGACAUAUUACUAACAUACCUAUGCCCGAAGAUAUCAAAUCAACGAAGAUUGAAUGGUUUUUCUCAGCGCAAAAAUUCUCGCUUUCGCUUAAUCAUAAUACUAGAAUUGGAGGACAGUCAACUACAAAUGAUGAUAUUAGGAAACAUCGGAUAGCAUAUAUUAUAAUUGAUUUAACAUUGCAAAAUUCUAAGAAUAAACAACUGUUGCAAAAUCCAACAUUAGAAGACUCUUUGGACAUUACAGAAUCAUACUUUCUAAAAUUAACUAAAGCACAUGCUGUAAUGCAGCCUGUUGCAUUGGGUCGUCUUAUGGACGUAUAUGCGUAUUACAGUGGAGAAUUAGAACGUAGAAAAGAACUGAAAUCAUCAGAAAUUAAUAAACUGACUGAAAGUACACGAAAAUUGUGGAAAUCAUUCAAUAUAGAAAUGCCAAAAUAUAAAUCAAAGAGUAAAACUUUAUUGGAUGAGAAAGUGUUAUCGCUUGAAAUUAUGAAAUUUGCGGUAGCACUUCCAUUAGAUUUAAGUGAGAAUGUUAUUUCUACAACAAUGAACAAUUCUUCAGGUGAAUCAUCACUAGUAUCAGCAUUUAUCUUUUCCGCAUCUUCAAUGAAUUUCAUAACAAGAAAAUGGAAAUCUAAUCAUGCAACACUUAAAGAUUUAUGGUUUCAAUUUGUAACGGAAUUUGAUCAAAGGAAGGAAGAACUCUCUUCUUCUUAUUUCCAUUCUAAAAUGAAUCGAGUUUAUUUUCCAGAAAUUUCAUGUGAAGGAUAUAGUUCCGGUACUAUGUACAAGAAAAAAUUUGACAUUCAGUCCCGAGUUGAAGGGUUUGAAAUGGACGUUGGAAGUAAUAUUGUCAAACAUAUAAAUUGCCUUAGUGAGAUUUACGCUGCAAGCCGAGAGCGAUUAGAAACAUUUGCAGCAGAGGCAAAUUUGAAUUCGGGAUCUGAACAAAAGUCAGUAAAUGUCGAUAGUAAUAACAAUUUACAAAAGGAUACAAAAGUGAUUGAUUUAGAAUUUGAGGUCGCAUUUACUGCCAAGAGUGGUACAAUAAAAUUAUAUCCGAAAAGUUAUUUUUCCAGAAAUCACAGUAGAAAACCUACUGGAAGCAAAGUAUCUGACAAGUCAAGAUCAAUUAGGGAGUCUCGUGGCAGCACCGCUUCACUUCCAAGGUUAAAUAUAGAUUCCAUUAAUCUUGAUGAUGUAACAAAACAUGAACAUGGAAUAGAUACUAUUAUUAUACCCGGCCUCAGCAUAAAUACGAUAUACAGAACAUUCUUGAGUGAAAAUAUAAUUCAUUUUAACAAAAAUGGUUCUUUAACAAGGCGUUUACAUGUUGAGCUUGUAAUUCAUCCAAGUUCAAAUAUACUGUUUCCUUCCUUGGUGCCAUUUUUCAAGGACAUUAUUGACGGUCUCAAAAUAGGAGUUCAGCAAUCUAGUGACAAAAGAGCUAUUGCAGUUAAAGAAAGUGCAUCACCGAUUCAGGGCAUAAAUAUAACAUUUCAUUUAAGACUUUUACAUACCAAUUUUGAGUUAAGUUGUAAACCUAUAUCCAAAGUCUUUUGUUGCUUUAAUUGGGAAGAAGGAAACUUUCUUAUAUCCUCAAACAGUGCAGAAGAAGGUAGUCAGAGUGUUACAUGUGUUGGUAAAAUAAGUGGUGCUUCAGGAAAUAUUCGACAUGCUUUCUCACCCGAAGACUGUGUAAAAGCUGAAAUAAAAGAUAUCUCCUUUAAUGCAACAAUGAUGAGCAGGCGAAGUGAGAGCGUUUCUGAUGACUCUAUAUCAAUUAUAGCGGAACUUCCUCAAAUUACCGCAGAUUUAAACAUUCGUUAUUUGCAGGAUCUGCUAGUUCUCAAGAUCAUAUGGUUGGAUCAAGCUGCAAAAUUAUACGAAGGAAUUCCCCAAAAUUCACAGCAUUUAUCUCAACGUAUUAGUGGGGAUGUAACGAAUAUUAAAAGGCAGCAUUCACCUUCACCAUCUCAAGAAGAAGAACCAAAAGUCAAACCAUAUUCAUUUUAUGAUUUUGUAAAAUUGGAUAGACUGGAUUUAUCCAGUGAUCUAGGUCAAGCAAUCGGAAAGGUUCUGUUCAAUACUCAAAAUAUUCAAGUUCGUACAAAGAAUAUACCGGGAGUUCAAAAAGGACUUAUUGCGUCCACAGACGUCCUUAAUGUUAAAUGUGAAGGACGUCUUAUUGGAUCAGCAAGCAUUGCAGGACUUAGUUUUUCCACUGUACUUGGAGUGCCACCACACUCAGAAGAGGAUAGUCAAACUUGCGUAACAAAUUUGGUAUUUAAAUCAAAGAGAAUUCAAUCAACAUUUGAAUAUGAGUUUCAAAAAAUCAUAGUGCUAGAUCUUGACCCGAUGCAAUUCAAGCUUACAGAUAGUUGGGAAAUAGUAUCGCCGGAAAAUGCAUCUGUAUUAGUACACGCAGAUAUAUCAUUACAACAAAUUCAAGCAAUUGCUACCAUAAAAACAAUACCUACAAUUCUUCACAUGAUAAACAAACUUUUAGCAUUAGUUGAAGAAAAACAAUCAUCUGCUGCUAGUGCAAUUUUAGAUUCUAAAUUUAAUAGUUCAAAUAGUUCAAAUACCGAUACUUUGCCACAUGAUUCAGGUUCUGAUAAAUUAUCACGAAAAAAAACAGAUAUAAUAAUGACUUUCAAAGAGGUAUUGGUUAGAGGUGUAACAGUUCACCCUAUUGGAAAGAUUACGAUUGCAAUGGAUAAAGCAUAUUUUACAAUAUAUCCAAAUAACUUUUAUGAUUUGGAUUGUUUGCAGACGAAAUUUGAUGGCCUUUUUUUGGAUAUGAAUAAGUCCAUUAAAGAUGAACAAGUUCAUCGAGAACUUAAUGUGCGCCUCAAUAGCAUUGCAUUAUUAAAAAGUUUGUGCAAAAAGCUCAAACUCAAGGAUGAUAAUGAACUUACGCUUCAGAAAUGGUUUGAACAUGUUGAGGCAGCAUCUUCGAAGAAUAUAUUUACUCUUCCUAAUACAAAUUUAAUUAUGGACACUACACAAAGGGUGGGAAGUAACACUGUUGAUCAUAAAUUUGAAGUACAUUUUGGAGGAAAAGUAGACAUUGCAUUAAAUUUUGGAUUAAUCAGAUAUCUUCAAGAAUUGUCAGCUUUAUAUAAAGAACUAAUGAAAAAGAAUAGUACAGAAGUUCCAAAAUCACCUAACACACCUGGUACGUCAUCUAACACAGGAAAUCAGCUACAAUCUCCAGCAAUAACACAAUCAGCACCUACUACAGAAUUACCAGUGUCGGAUAACGAAGAUUUACAAGAAGCUAAGAAGAAGGAUAUAAUAAUAUAUAAUCCAAUAGAAGCAGUAAAAUUAGAGCCACAAUUGCGUUAUCUAGGAGAUGCUACUCCACCUUUGGAAUGGGUUGCAUAA
This is a messenger RNA of Racocetra fulgida, 6386 nucleotides long. The record is from the annotation of a GenBank genome assembly. NCBI's taxonomy places the organism in Eukaryota, Fungi, Glomeromycota, Glomeromycetes, Diversisporales, Gigasporaceae.